Vicia villosa (hairy vetch) is the source of this 2280-nucleotide messenger RNA. RefSeq lists its product as uncharacterized. The transcript is spliced from 3 exons. The record is from RefSeq and is a predicted model, not a curated record. The coding region runs from base 130 to 2217 and encodes 695 amino acids. Lineage: Eukaryota; Viridiplantae; Streptophyta; Magnoliopsida; Fabales; Fabaceae. Gene Ontology annotation, molecular function: zinc ion binding.
UUCAACUCCCUAGAUGAAUUUAGGUAUGCCAUACGUGAAUGGUCUGUAUUAAAUGGGAGACAAAUUACUUUUGUCAAAAAUGAAAGUGAUAGGGUUAGGGUGGUGUGCAGGGCCACUUGUGGGUUUUUAAUGCUAUGCUCCAAAGUGGGCCACAAGAGGACAUUUGCUAUAAAAACCAUUGUAGACAAACACACUUGUGCUAGGGUUUUAGACAAUAAAUCUGCAAAUUCAAGGUGGGUGGCUAAGAUUGUUUUGAAGAAGAUGCAGACCUCACAAGAUGUCAGAAUCACUGAUAUUAUACAAGAUCUGAGGCAAAAUUACUCUGUAGGUAUAACUGUUUGUAGGGCUUGGAAAGCAAAACUCAUAGCCAAGAAGAUGUUGGAGGGAGAUGCAGAUAGGCAAUAUGCAAUAUUGAGGAGGUAUGCUGCAGAGUUAUUAAGGGCCAGCCCUGGAAACACUUUGGCUAUAACUGUUGAAAGGCCUAACCCAACAAUCCCACCAAGAUUUGGUUGCUUCUAUUUCUGCUUUGAGGGAUGUAAAAAGGGUUUCAUUAAUGGAUGUAGGCCCUUUGUGGGAGUGGAUGGCUGCCAUCUUAAAACAAAGUAUGGUGGUCAAUUGCUAAUUGCUGUAGGGAGGGACCCUAAUGAUCAGUAUUUUCCACUUGCUUUUGGGGUUGUGGAGACAGAAACAAAAGAAAGCUGGAAGUGGUUCUUGGAGCUGUUGAUGAAUGAUGUGGGCCAGAGCAACAGAUAUGUGUUCAUAUCAGACCAACAAAAGGGUCUUGUUGCAGUCUUUGAAGAGAUGUUUGAGAGAAUUGAGCACAGGGUUUGUUUAAGGCAUCUAUAUGCCAAUUUCAAGAAAAAAUUUGGAGGGGGUGCACUCAUUAGAGAUCUAAUGAUGGAGGCUGCAAAAGCCACUUACUACCAAGGCUGGUUACAAAAGAUGAAUGAAUUGAAGUUGAUAGAUCUUGAUGCCUGGACAUGGUUAAUGGGUGUUCCUCCAAAGUCAUGGUGUAAGCAUGCUUUUUCCUUUUACCCUAAAUGUGAUGUACUAAUGAAUAACAUAUCUGAAUCAUUUAAUGCUACUAUUUUAAGUGUAAGAGACAAACCUAUUUUGACCAUGUGUGAGUGGAUUAGGCUGUACUUGAUGAAUAGAUGUUCUGCCUCAUCAGCCAAACUAAAAAAAUGGCCUCAUAAAGUAAUGCCAAUACCUAGGAAGAGACUUGAUAAAGAAGUCAUGCUAAGUGGGCAUUGGUUGCCCACUUGGGCAAUGGAUGAGACAUUUGAGGUGAAUCAUUCAUAUAAUGGUCAGAAGUUUGUAGUUGACAUUGCUAAGAGAAGUUGUACUUGUAAUUUAUGGGAGCUAGUUGGCAUCCCUUGUAGACAUGCUAUUGCUGCUCUAUCUUUCAGACAACAGAAUCCAGAAGACUUUGUAGACAGUUGCUAUCAUAGGGACAAGUAUGCCAUAUGUUAUAGUUUUCCUAUAAGUCCAAUCAAUGGUGAAGAAAUGUGGCCUGAGGUAGAUGCUGAUCCAAUAAUGCCCCCCAUGUACAAGAGAGGUCCUGGCAGGCCUAAGAAAUUAAGGAUUAGGGAGUGUGGAGAAGAAGGUGCUAGAAGAAGGAGAUUACCAGGUGUGUCUUAUAGGUGCACCAUUUGUGACAAAUUUGGUCACAAUGCUCAAACUUGCAAAAGCACAACUCAGAAUCCCAAUGCACUUAAAAGAAAGAAAAAGGUUAAGUUGGAUGCUCAAACUGCUGCAACUCAUGGAGCUGAGACUGGUGCAACUGAUGUUCCCCAAAGUGAUGCAACUGAUGGAGUUCAAACUGAUGCAACUCAUGGAGCUGAGUCUGGUGCAACUGCAGUGACCCAAACUGCUGCAACUGAUGGAGUCCAAAGUGCUGCAACAGAUGGAGUUCAAACUGAGACAAAUCAGACUGAUUUUUUUGGAGACAUUACUGAUGAUGUGAUCUCAAGCCUGCCAGAGUUUAACUCUACCCAAUGCUCUGCUGUGGAUGGAGCCUCACAAAGGAGAGGUAAGAAAAAGAUGUCACCUACCAAGCCAAUCAAGAGGAGGACAAGUGAAAGACAGAAGUUGUUCUGGUUUAAAAAACCAAUAACUGGCCCAGGUGCUACCUCUGAACAACCAAUAUCAGUGACUGAUGAAGAUAACAAUGAUGAGUCAAGGCGUGGGAAGAAGAAAUUGAAGAAGAACUAUUAAGUCAUGAUUAUGUAUAAGUCCUAGUUAUGUAUAAUGCUAGUGAACUUCAAUAUUUUGUUUAUG